This is a messenger RNA of Trypanosoma cruzi, 2802 nucleotides long. Its product is annotated as PIF1 helicase-like protein, putative. Gene Ontology annotation, molecular function: ATP hydrolysis activity; DNA helicase activity. The transcript has a single exon. NCBI's taxonomy places the organism in Eukaryota, Euglenozoa, Kinetoplastea, Trypanosomatida, Trypanosomatidae. Gene Ontology annotation, biological process: DNA repair; telomere maintenance. The coding region runs from base 1 to 2802 and encodes 933 amino acids. The record is from RefSeq and is a predicted model, not a curated record.
AUGCUGCGCCGUUGUUUUCUCCCGGGGCUGCAUGCAGGGGCCGUGACGAUGGCAGCACGAGCAGGUCACCAGAGAUGUGCGCUUCUACGCCACCCGACAGCAAUUUCUCUCAGCUGCGACACGCACUUUAUGUACACUGCACGGCGCUUUGUUGGUGAAAAACGGCCAAAGUCAUCUCCAUCGAACACCAAAAAUGCGGCCAGACGAACCGUCAAAAACCCGCCUGCUGGUGAAACCGUCGCUGAUGCCUCCGUGGACCCACUGACCAAACACACUCUCCAUCCACCGCAGCCAACUCUGCACACCGUCGCUCCACCGUCUUCGCAACCGAAGCAGAAGAGGCUUGCAGGAAAAAAAGAGGAAACGGUGAACUCAGCGGCGUUACAUCGGGCGCCAAAGCAGGAGCUUGAAAGUUUACCUCCAUUGAGCAACGCCACGAACCAGCUCUUGCACUCGACGCUGGUGUACAAUGCACUCACUGGCCGUAUGACUUCCGAGACAUCCCCGUCGAUGACCUGCCUAAAGAGUAUAGGCUUUGGCAUCAAUGAUAAAAGUCAGGUGUAUUUGGAGAAACCGGACGUACUUCGAGAACUCGCGCAGAAAAUGCGAAACGGGACGGCGACGCUCCCAUCGCAUUGGCCUGUUUCCAUCAUUCGUGCAAUCGGUGUUAUUCUCCGAAACCGCGCCAUUAUGGACCCCGCAGAGGCUAUUCAGCAGAUGAUCCAAGUGAAGAUCAAUAAUUUGGCGCAUAACCGUUAUGCUUCUAUUAUUAACGCCGUGGGCACAGGCGUCAUCGAUGAUGCCUUGGACCAGUCUUUGGAUGACCUGCAGGCGGUGGAACUCAACGACGAGCAGAAAAAAGUGAUUGAACUUGCUCUUAAAGGACAUCUGCUGUAUAUUGGUGGAAGCGCAGGCACAGGAAAAACGGUUUUGCUGCGUGCUCUGAAUCAUAGACUGCAAGCGGAGCGCCUACGUGUCGCAAUGACAGCCACGACCGGGGUUGCCGGAUGCCAUAUUGGCGGCUCCACAUUUCACCAUGCGUUGGGUGUCUCCUCGCAGGGAGAGUUCCUCCGCAAAAUUCAUCUGCUAGACUAUGAUGUUAUUGUGGUCGACGAAGUAUCUAUGCUUUCGAAACGAAUGUUUGAAGAGUUUGACCGGGUAUUGCGAGAGGAGGCAGGGACCCCAGACCUCCCCUUCGGAGGUGUACAAAUAAUUCUCUGUGGGGACUUCUUGCAGCUUGGUGUGAUCAAUGAAUCUUCGAUUAUCACAUCAAAGUUGUUUCAAGAUAUGUUUGUAAAGUUGCGUCUUGAAACACAGGUAAGACAUGUACCCGAAAGUAAAUUUGCAGAGGCCCUACAAGAUAUGCGUCUGGGUGUUGUUUCAGAGAGCCUCCUGCAGUCGGUGCAACAGCUCCCCCCUGGAACGAUGGUGCAGUCGGCGGUGAACCUGCUUCCCACAAACAAGGAGGUUCACGCAGCGAAUGAACGAGAAUUGCAACGGCUCCCCGGUGACGCCGUCAUGUUGGUGCCGGAGACUGGCAUUACAGCUCUCAGGUGUGGUGCUACUGCCACACUCCUCCUUCGAACGAAACCUGACUUCAAUGAGGAAGAGUUUUCAAAGCAUGUGCGUUCACUUCUGCGGGCAACGCUGGAUCUGCCCAAGGCCUCGCUGCUGUGCCUUUACCGCGUCUAUGAGGAUGGACAUGCAAUGCGUGUUUGCCUCCCACAGGGCGAGAGCGCCGCGUGGCAUGAUGCAAUGCGUGAACGAUUCUUGGAGGUUGCGGGUCUCAUCAACGACUUGGAACUUGGCGCAACAGUAACGGAGAUUCUUCCAAAUGGUGAUGGCAUGCACACUCCUGAGAUAGAGGAAUACCUUCAAAAGUUGAUGCAGAAACAUCCGAUUGCACAACCGAUAACCUUCAAGAAGGGCUGUCGUGUUCUUUUGCGUGCAAAUCUUUCUUCACGCUUGGUGAAUGGAAGUAUUGGCACUGUGGUGGACUUUGUGGAAUGUUCUCAUGAGAAUAUUCCCGCCUUUCUUCGCGGAGAUCGCGUUGACAACUGUGUGGAGCGGUACCGAAUCUUUUGCAUGACGGAAUGUGGGAUGCAGGUACCGUUGCUGCCUGUCGUGAGGUUUCAUAGCGGCGAUACCAUUGUUGUUCCACCCUGGGAAUUCAAUGUUGGUGGUGGGCCAUUGACAUAUUACUACAGCCUGAGUAGUGUGGCGUUGCCGCUGAGCCUGGCCUACGCAUUUACCGUGCACAAGGUGCAAGGGUUGACUUUGGUGGGGCGUGUGCAUCUUGAACUCUCUCGUAUGUGGCCAUGUGAGCAUCUGUUGUAUGUGGCCAUGAGCCGUGUGAGGAACCCGGAGCAGCUGAGUAUGUCAUCCUUUCAAUCCAGCAUGGUAGUCGCCAAUAAGGAGUGUGUGGAGUUUGAUCGCAGACUGCCUGUUGUGCAUGAGUUGUCGUCUACUGAAAAAUUUCCCGUUUCUUCGUGGAAACGGUGCAGCGACACCAUUUACCACCUUCGCUGCCGAGGCGCUUCCCUGAGUCAUCUGCUCAGCGGCGCUGCGUUGAAAGAGGGGUUUGGUAACAAUGGGGGAGUUGGUGGAGAGGCAAAUUUUACGAAACCCAUGAAGGGCACACUGGAACACUCCGUGAUUGUGGCGCGUCGGUUGCGGAAGCUUAUCAAAUGCACGGAGCGCGCAGCGAGGGUGCAGGAGAACCGUCGAAAGUCUUCCACCGCCCCGGCUGCGGACGACACAAACGACAGUGACGACACCACGGAGGUGGAGCACAUUUUAUAG